AUGGCGGAAGAAGGAAGAAUUCAACAAGUGUGGACAUUCAUCCUCCUCAUUUGCUCUUGUGUCAUCUUUUCAUUCCUAGCCAUCCUGUUCGGAAUUUUGACUGCAGCCUAUUAUGAUCCCAAUGAAAUGCUCAAUACCAUGUCCUGUGUGGUUGUUGAGCCUCAUCAUGAUUGUUCUCUCACUCCUGAGUGUGCCGGAGGGAAAGUGGAAUGUUGUACCGCCAUUGUCUCUGUAAAACCAGGAACCUUGUUUGCUAAUGUUUCCACGUUUCAGCCACUCCGAACGACUUUAGCAUUCACGGAAGAGAGUACCUAUUACAAUUACAAACAGAAUGCUACAGUCACGUGUUAUGUGAGUGAUAGACCUGAAGAUACAGUGGCUCGAUACAACAAGUAUGAUGGAGUCAAGAUGAGUUUCAGAACAACGGCUAUUGUGACCGGCUCGAUCGCCAUUUUGUGUACGGCUGGUGUUUUAUUGGCUCCUUUCUUCUCAAGAGCCAUGAAGCAAGUGCAUUGA
Messenger RNA from Naegleria fowleri, 516 nucleotides. RefSeq lists its product as uncharacterized. Lineage: Eukaryota; Heterolobosea; Eutetramitea; Acrasida; Naegleriidae. The transcript has a single exon. Bases 1 to 516 code for a protein of 171 amino acids. The record is from RefSeq and is a predicted model, not a curated record.